CUAAAGUUAAAAAAUAAUAACUCAACUUUCUCCUUUCUCUACAAAAUAGAGCUGUGUUGAUUUUCUCUUGUUUUUCAAGGAGUUUCGUAGUGAAUUCUGAAAUCAUUGCUUUAUUAAAUCAUAAUAAUAGAUAAAAAAUGGAGGAGAUUCAACACUUUUGUCCUCAACAACAUAUUUUGCUCCUAAAGGAUAAUAAGAUAUGUAGUGACCAAAUUAUUUGCAAAAUAUGUAAGUCUUCUAUGGCAGCCCCUUAUUAUGUUUGUGAUUCGUGUGAAUAUUAUGUCCACAAGUCAUGUGAAGAACUACCAAAGCAGAUCAACAAAUACCCUUUACAUCCUCGCCACCCUCUCUCUCUUACAUCAAAAAAUAUCGCUUGCGAUUGUUGUGGUCAAGACCCAGAAAAGAGUCUCAUGUUCAGUUGUGCUGACUGUAACUUUGACUUGGAUGUUGAAUGCUUUGAAAUGUCAAACUCCAUAACAACAUGUCCUGAAGGCCAACAUUGCAUUCAACAUUCUAGCCAUCCCCACUUGCUACUACUUGUUGACACAACAGAUGCAAUUCAUGAAGAUGAAGAUAUUGAUGUUAGAUGCUUUGCAUGCCAAUCCAAGAGCUCACCAUCAGACUCAGAUGGUGGAGUUUAUUAUGGCUGCAAUAGAUGUAAGUAUUUUAUUCAUAAACAAUGCAUUGACCAAUUACCACAAGAAAUCCAAACCUCUCACCAUCCUAAUCACAACCGUCUCUUCCUUCUUAUGAAAAGAUACUAUUAUUGUAAAUGUAACACUUGUGGAAAUACAGACAGACCUGCCUUAUAUUUCGAAUGUCCUCAAUGUGAUUUUCGGCUGUGUUUAGAAUGUGGUGUGAGAAGACCACGCAUUAAGUAUGAAGAUCAUCCACAUCUUCUUUCCUUUAUGGAGAAAAUAAACAACGCAGUUGAACAAUGCAACGUCUACGACACCUGUUUGAAGCAAUCAAUCAUGUGCAAUACGGAGGAAUUCCAUAAGACAGAUUCUUCCAAAUUUAAAUGUUUGGAUUGUGAUUUCAAACUUCAUUUAUUAUGUGGUCCAUUGCCUUCUAUCAUAAAACAUGACAGCCAUAUGCACUCCUUAGAUCUUGUUGAUUCAUUCAUUGAGGAUAACUCUGGUGAAUAUUACUGCGAUGUUUGUGAAGAAGAAAGAAAUCCACGAAUACGUGUUUACUGCUGUUGGAAGUGCAAAUAUAUCGCUCACGUACACUGUGUUAUCUCUGAGGUUAUAAAUGUAUUAAAAAGAGACCUUAGAGAUGUGAAACUGAAAGUGUUGGGAGAAGAUUUUUGGGAAUUUCCUAAAGAGAUUGAUCAUGCUGCGUCUCCUUUGACCUUAAGGGAUUUGAUACAUAAAUUAAAUCAAAUUGAGCUAUCCUAUUUGGCUAUUUUUUUUAACUGGGAUGAGGGAGAAGAAGUGAGUACAACGACUACUGAAGAUGAUAACAUUGAUGAGGUUCUAAAAUUUUCUAAUUUAACAGAAGCUGAUUUCAUGUCAUUUAUCUUCCAAGAGUUUAGAUCCACCUAUUUGAAAAGGAAGUUGAGAAUAAAAUCUAGUGAUCUAGCGUUGACACUUGUUGAUAUUAAAGGUUAUUCCAUACCUUUACAUUUGGCAUCUGCUAUGAAUAAUUUGCUUCACAAAUAUGGAGAUAUUAGUACAAGAGAUUAGUAUUCCCAAGAAGUCAAGAGCAUUGGGUUUUUCUUUGUAUGUAAAGUGAUGAAAGAGAUGCAUACCACUUUGGUGAUAGACAUCACUAAACAUCUUCUUCAACAAUGGUAUCACUACAUAUACUUUGUAGGAUUUUGGGCUGACUUUGACGUGGAUUUUCUGAAGUCAUCUCUAGGGAAGAUCACAAGAGAUUUCUACUAUCAACAGUUGAGUAAAGUAGUUGACAAGGAAUUCCGAAUGAAAAUAGAAAAGAAGAAGGCUGAGCUGCAGAAGAAGAUAGCUGAGCUGCAGAAGAAGAUGGCUGAGUACGAUGCUGAACUGGUGAAGAGUAAGUCUUCUACAACAGAGGAACAGGUGAAGGAGGGCUUGGAAAUGGCAAUGAAUGUCAAGUGGAAGGUGGCAAGCCAAGUUGGCUUCUUUUUGUGAUAUCUCAUCUUGAUGAAGACCACAUCCCAACAAUUCUAGAUGAGAGGAUGGCUGUUCUACAGAAGAAGAAAGCUGACUGGAGAAGAUUCCAAGAGUCUUCUUCAAAAGAGGAAUCCAUGAAGGAGUGCUUGGAUGAGGCACUGAAAACCAAAUUGGUCUCCAAUUGGAAUAAUAAUGACGCUACUUUUGUAAUAAAUGUUUUCUACUUCAAGCUUUUGUAUUAAUAAUCAAAGUGUGCAAUCAAAGUUACACACAUUACUAUUU
Messenger RNA from Humulus lupulus (European hop), 2378 nucleotides. RefSeq lists its product as uncharacterized. The record is from RefSeq and is a predicted model, not a curated record. Lineage: Eukaryota; Viridiplantae; Streptophyta; Magnoliopsida; Rosales; Cannabaceae. The transcript is spliced from 3 exons. Bases 138 to 1688 code for a protein of 516 amino acids.